AAAAAGUGAAAAAAUUUAUUAACAUUACACGCGAGUGAUUUUGUUUCUAAAGUCGUGGUGUGUGUAUUUAUUUGUUAUCGUCAUGCAUGUACUAUUGAAGCAUUACGAGACACCGGCAGCGGAAUUCCGCUGUCGGUGAUACAAGACUCGAUGUGUGUGUGUGUGUGUGUCUGUGUUCACUCUGGUAAUUCGAAUGGUAAACAGCUGCCAUUUCCCGUGAACCAUUUCGAGUAAUACACCUGAUAAAUAAUCGAAUAGACUCCAUGCCUGAGAUUUGCUCAAAAGACAUCAAAAACCCCGUCUUCUUGUUUCACAUUCCUCUAUAUACUAUAUAUUUUUUAUUAUAGAAUUAUUAUUUUUCUAUCCACUGUGCCUUCUUCUAUCUGUUAAAAUGAAAAUUAGAAAAAACAAUAAAAAAACAAAUUUCAGUUUUUUGUAAUUAUUGACAAAUUUUGAAAAAAGUGGUGAGUAGUGCCAAAAAGGAAGGGAGUAAAAAUUGUGUUAGGGUUUGGUGAUGAUUUUCGAGGGCUCGCGGGGCCUCGAUGAACGUCAUUCAGCGAGUAUGAAGCAUCCAUCGAAGGAAACGAUUUCCGAGGUUGCUAUGGCACUAUUCGGAAUGGUUUGGUUAUUGCGAGUUCGCUCGGAAAUGCGUCGAUGCUCAAAAUGUCGUCGUGAGGAAUUUUUAAACACACAACAACAACAGCAACAGGUGCAGGUGCAACAGCAUCAACAACAUCAUCAUCAUCAUCACCAUCAUCAUCAUCAACGUGCAUUGUCCCAAACGACGCUUCAUACCCCUGAGGAUGCAGUUUCAUCUUCGGCAAAUACCCUCUUCACUUUAGAUACCCCUGGAUCAACAGGAAUUGCUGGAAGUUACUGCGAAGUCCACGGAUAUGUACCACCCAAAGAAGAUAUUCAAGAAUUUUACGAAUUAACACUAUUGGAUGAAUCGAAAUCAGUGCAGCAAAAGACUGUCGAGACUAUUCGAAUUGCUGAUAAAUGGGAGGCAAGUGAUGGUCCAAUUACACCGACUUAUGCUCAAAAUGACGGUGGCCCGGUUUCAGCUUUCCCCUUAAACCAAACAUUAAUGAACAUCUACGGCCGCCGGUCGGUCAGUCCUGAUGUUCCGAAUUCCCAAGAUUCAAAUCAGAAAAUAAAGCACGGUGGUAUUGAAGAACCAGUUCCUUCUUCACCUUCUAUCUUAAAAGAUUCAUCUCAAGUUGAUGGCAUCUCGAGACCGAAUUCUGUCGACAGGGUUAUUCACACUGACACCACUCAACACAUUGUUGCAAGUCAUGAAACUCUCAACAAGAGCCAUGACAGCUGGCAAGGCCAUGACAGUGACCAGGCACAUACUCCACUCCUCGCUGGUGAUACGAGACAUGUCAAUGGAGAUGACGACUGGGAAUACGAGGAGAUCGUUCUCGAGAGAGGUAGCGCCGGACUUGGAUUUAGUAUUGCUGGUGGCACUGAUAAUCCACACUUUGGAAAUGACUCUGCCAUUUACAUUACCAAACUUAUCCCGGGUGGAGCUGCAUCAGCCGACGGUCGUCUUCGCGUUAACGACACGAUACUCCAGGUGAACGAUGUGACCGUUGUUGAUGUUCUUCAUGCAGCCGCUGUCGACGCCCUCAAGCGAGCCGGAAAUACCGUCAAAUUGUAUGUCCGGCGACGAAGGCACACGCAAUUAAUGGAAAUAGAAUUGAUUAAGGGCAACAAAGGAUUAGGAUUUAGUAUCGCAGGUGGCAUCGGAAAUCAACACAUCCCCGGAGACAAUGGCAUUUAUGUCACAAAAAUUAUGGAGGGUGGAGCUGCUCAGGUAGAUGGAAGACUUAUUGUUGGCGACAAGUUGGUCGCCGUUAGAAACGCCUUGCAGGGCGAUAAAAAUUUGGAGAAUGUAACGCAUGAAGAAGCUGUCGCGACAUUGAAAGCAACACAAGAUCGAGUUGUUCUCUUGGUAUCAAAACCAGAAGGAGCACUUCCACCUCCACCAGCCUCGGAUCGUUCGCUGUCACCACAACCUCGAAAACAAAAUGGUUCUGUCUCGGCGUUGGAGAACAAUUCACUGGCGUAUUCGCAAGAAUCGCGUCAUGCAUCUUCGCUUGCUCUACAUGGAACCGGAACACCCCGCGCCGUAUCUCAGGAAGACGUAUCAAGAGAGGUGAGGACUGUUGCACUAAACAAGGGCACGUCAGGAUUGGGAUUCAAUAUUGUUGGUGGAGAAGAUGGAGAAGGUAUUUUCAUAUCCUUUAUCCUAGCCGGCGGUCCAGCGGAUCUUAGUGGUGAGCUUCGACGGGGUGACCAAAUUCUUAGCGUCAAUGGCGUCAACCUCAGGACCGCCACCCAUGAGGAGGCUGCGGCCGCCCUCAAGGGAACAGACCAAACAGUGACAAUUGUAGUCCAGUACAAGCCAGAGGAUUACAAUAGAUUCGAAGCCAAGAUCCACAAUCUUAAACAACAAAUUUCCCAACAGAAUAUGAUGACAGGCACCCUCAUGAGGACCUCACAGAAAAAGUCACUUUAUGUCAGAGCUCUGUUCGACUAUGAUCCAAAUAAGGACGAUGGAUUGCCAAGCCGUGGAUUGGCCUUCCGUUAUGGUGAAAUUCUUCAUGUCACGAAUGCCAGUGACGACGAAUGGUGGCAAGCUAGGAGAGUCACUCCUCAGGGCGAAGAGGAAGGUCUAGGAAUCAUUCCUUCUCGUAGACGAUGGGAACGCAAACAACGAGCUCGCGAUCGUUCUGUCAAGUUUCAAGGGCACAUGCCUGUCAUAAUGGACAAGCAAUCGACGCUGGAUAGGAAAAAGAAAAACUUUUCCUUCAGUAGAAAAUUCCCAUUCAUGAAAAGUAAAGACGACAAAUCUGAGGAUGGCUCCGAUCAAGAACGGUCGCCCACAACACCUGAGAAUGAAAACGAUCCUUCACAAUUUAUGCUGUGCUACACCCAGGAUGACACGAAUGCAGAAGAUUUGUCCUCCGCCACAGGCAGUAGAGAAAUUUUGUAUCGUGUUGAACUGCCUUAUAUGGAGGAACUGACUUUAGUUUAUCUGGAAAAGGAGGGUGUUGAGGAUAAUGAGGAGCUUAGUAGUGAAGAGAAUGUUUUAUCAUAUGAAGCUGUUCAACAACUUAGUAUUCAAUAUAUGCGUCCUGUCAUUAUCCUGGGACCUCUCAAGGAUCGGAUCAGCGACGACCUUAUUGCUGAAUUUCCUGAUAAAUUCGGCAGCUGUGUCCCUCAUACGACCAGGAGUAAAAGAGAAUAUGAAGUUGAUGGUAGAGAUUAUUAUUUCGCAGCAUCUCGAGAACAAAUGGAAAGGGAUAUUCAGAACCAUUUAUUUAUUGAAGCAGGACAGUAUAACGAUAAUCUUUAUGGAACGUCAGUCGCUUCUGUUCGAGAAGUUGCUGAAAAGGGUAAACAUUGUAUUCUUGAUGUAAGCGGAAAUGCUAUCAAGAGGUUACACAUUGCACAAAUUUAUCCAAUCGCCAUUCUUAUUAAGCCAAAAUCCGUAGAAUCUGUAAUGGAAAUGAAUAAGAGAAUGACUGAGGAUAAAGCGAAAAAAGACUAUGAACUAACAUUGAAAAUGGAACAAGAGUUUGGAGAAUAUUUAACUGCAAUUGUGCAAGGAGACACGCCAGAAGAUAUUUAUGUGAAAGUGAAAGAAGUCGUUGCGGAACAAUCAGGACCAAAUAUUUGGGUACCAUGUCGAGAUCAACAACUGUGACGUUCUGCCCCCGAGGAUCAUUCUGAUCCAAACGCUUGGACAUUACCCCAGAGGAGUCAAAAUUAAUUGCCCCCUAAAAUGAUACAAUUAAAUAAAUCCUCUAUCGCCUUUUCCCUCAAUUUAAGUAGCACAAUAUGUCCUAAAAAGAAAAAAGACGCGCGUGCAAAGCUCGUCAAAAUCUUUGUCUCUGACUCGUCAAAAAAAAAAAAAAGAAAAAAAAAAAUUGUCACGACAAAUUCGAAUCGAAGAAGGAAUAGAAAAAAUUCGAAACAUUCAAAUAAUUGUACAAUAUCCCCUUGAAAAACAUUUCGAGAUGUGAAUUUUAUUUUUAAGUUUCAAUCGAAUAAGUUUUAAAUUUGUUUUACUUUUUUUAAUAGUCUUUAAUUAUAUUAAUUAUUGACGUAUUAUUUUAUAUGAAUUUUAAAAACGAUCUUUGAUUCGCAGAAAGAAAUAUAGAUAUAUUUUUUCUUUGUAAUUUUAGCGAAAAAAAACCCACACACAUAGUAUGUACUUAAUUGCAUUAAAUUGUUUAUUUUUAAUGCAACAAGAAUUUGAACUGGAGGGGAAAAUGUAGUUCGAUAUUGAAAAAAAAAGAAAAAAAAAGAGGAAAGAGAAUAAUUCAUCUCACGUCGAUGAUGAAAAAAGAAUUUGAGAUCGUGAUGGUUUUAAAAUAAUCAGUCAAUGAUUAUUGUUAAAAAAAAAUAAUCGAAUGUUGUAAACUUAACGAUCUUUAUCAGACCUCACAGGACAAAUCCCUAGAGCUAGAAUAUAGCGAUAUAUAAUGUUUUGUACAGCUAGAUGACUAAGCCAGUAUUGGGUUAUGUGCAACAUUAUAUAGAGAAAUGAUGAAAAGAAAAAUGAAAAAAAAGAAAACACUAUUGUAAUUUGAAUAUUACUACUAAAUUAUUACAAUGAUUAUUAUAUAAUUGCUAUGAUAGUAGAUAAAUAUUACUGUAAAUAUCUAUGCCUGUAAUCAAGAUGUAGCGAAGACGUUUUGAGCGUAAGCCAAGAAUGUUAUGCGUAGGCCUCGGUUGUAUUUCUAGGAAAAAAAGUCAUUUUUCAAUCAUUAUAAUUGAAUACCCCCCUUCAGGAGAAAAAUACCAGAAUGGUAAAAAAGAAAAUCAAUGAUGUUUCAUUUUCUAAUGAAUAAUUUUGUUAUAAAUUAUCGUGUCAAAAUAAUUGUCAUUGUUUUGUACUACUAGCCAUUGUUUUUCUCACGCAAAAAUAAAUAAUAUAAUUAAUUAUUUAUUUUCAAUUUUUCAUUAAAUAAUAGACAUUAUUUUCUAAAUAAAUAAUAACAAAUUUUUUAUAAGCAACUUAAAUUAUAAUUAUUUAAAAUUAUAAAUGAUUUUCAUUAUUUAUUUUUGAAUUAUUUUUGAGAAAAAUAUGGAUCAAUUCCGAUGGAAACAGAUGAACUGUACUUGUCGAUGUAAUUUAAAACAAAAGGGUAUAAAAAUUUGAAUAGAUUUUUAGAUAUGAACGUUGGUGAAGAUUAUUAUUAUUAUUAUUAUUAUUAUUAUUAUUAUUGAUUGAUUGAUUGAUGAAGGUGGCGAGAUUGUUUGCCGAUUUAAUUGUAACAUAUACAUAUAUAAAUGAUACCGAGUAGGAAUUAUAUAAUUUGUAUCAGCGAUUUGUGCGCUAUAAAAGCUAAAUUCGUGUAGUGUCAUUGUACACAGUUGCCUUUUUGCGACGUGAUUUAAAUUCACGUUAAAUUUUUUUUUCUUUCGUUUUUUGUUUUGUGUACUCUGGAUUUUUUUUUUUUUGAGUGAAUGCGAAAAACGGAAAAGUCUCGUGCACACACACACACUGUCAAUUUUUUAAGUUUGUGCAAUUAUUAUUUGUCAAUCAUGUCUUUCUUUAAUCACUAAUCGGAACAAGUUUUUUGGAAAAAAAAUAAAUUCAAAGAAACUUUUUAAGCUUGAAUAUUGUUAGAAAUCACGUGUGUGGCAAAAAAAAAAGAAAUUAAAUUGUGCCUAACAUUCAGAGGCUUCCCCCAAGGAUUCAACCGUGGUAAUAUGGUGUGUCUUUUUCCAUUCAAAAAGAAUGUAUUAAAAUGAAUGAAAAGAAACAAAAAAAAAAAAAAAAAAAGGAAAAUCUAUUGCAGACACCUAUUAUACAUCUCUAUAGUCUAUUUAAAGAUAUUACUUAUGAAUUAUCAAUCUCAUGUUCACCUUGUUUCAUCGUUUUUAAAUAGUUAAUAAACGUUUUACCAAUUUUA
Molecule: messenger RNA, 5933 nt
Organism: Leptopilina boulardi
Lineage: Eukaryota; Metazoa; Arthropoda; Insecta; Hymenoptera; Figitidae
Gene: dlg1
Product: disks large 1 tumor suppressor protein
Exons: 22
Coding region: 515-3715 (1066 amino acids)
Biological process (GO): chemical synaptic transmission
Cellular component (GO): neuron projection; postsynaptic density membrane; neuromuscular junction
Molecular function (GO): kinase binding
Source: RefSeq, a predicted model, not a curated record